Messenger RNA from Spirodela intermedia, 9506 nucleotides. The record is from the annotation of a GenBank genome assembly. Lineage: Eukaryota; Viridiplantae; Streptophyta; Magnoliopsida; Alismatales; Araceae.
AUGGCGUCCGUCGAGGUGGCAUUUUUGGAGACGCCACCGAAGACCACGGAGAAACCUGCAUCUCAAGGCCGUGUCCCACCCUCUCUGCGAGCCAUGCGAUCAGUGCCGAACAAAGAAAAUGACUCCCAGAGGAUCGAUCCUUUCGAACGUGCUGUAUUCACCGAGAACGAUGUGAACCGUCAUGAUGAGGACGAGGACUCGCCGUACGGUGGUGAAACUGAAAGCGUCCAGGAUGACAAUAUUCCGAAAGAUGAACCUUCGCCUGAUUCUGUUUCGUCUCGCUUGUCUGCAAAUCCGGCAUAUUAUACUGACUCAAUAUGGAGUGAUACGAAAUCAUCUGCCGUGAAGAAGGUAAGGGUACGAUGACCUUAUUUCUUCAUGUGCUGGCUUGCUUCGCCUCCUCGCUGAAGUUGAGGUUGUUAUAUGGUUAGUUCAGCAAACAAUAUGAUGCGUCUUUUAUAUUAGUGAAUCAUCUUCUUUAGCGUGCAUUGGCGUGUGAUAGUUUGCACAUUAUAUUUUUCAAGUUUCCUUCUUAAGUAGAGGACAGAGGCAGUGAUAACGUAGGGACUUUAAAAAGCCAUUCAAAGCUGAUUUAUAAAAUCCUCAUGUCACGAGGUAAAUGAGAUAGUAGUUUGUUUAAGUUGCGGCACAAUAAUGUCAGGGUAUUAGGCUACCAACUCCUUAGUGACUGGCUCCUUGUAUUAAAACCAAGUUUCUGGAAGUCUCUAUGCUGGGCGUUUUCCCCUAAUUAUGAUCUACUCUCCUUGAAGCAGGAAAGAUAAUUUUUUAAAUAUUUCAAAAUAAGGAUAUGUGUUAGCGUUGGGUAAGGAAGCUCAGGGAUUGGUUUCGUGUGAACUGAAGCGUAUGAUGUAAGAAAAUUUCGUAUAUUUGAACAGUUCGCCCCGAUUUUGCCUUAUCAAUUCUAAUCAGAACUGUUACAACUGAGAUGCCGUUUACAACUGAGUCCCUAUUCCUCUUCCAUCACUCUUUGCUCUCCUGUGUUGCGAUGAUUCUGUCUUUUUUUCCGUCUAUUAGACUUUUGCUGUUCCCUCAUGGAUAUUUCUCAGCAGUGACAUUUCUGACGGAAGAUGAAGAAAGGGGAGCUCAAUUAUAUGUUAUGUUGACUGUUGCCAGCCAUACAUGAGCAAUUAUCAUGCUAUUGCUGUCUCCAUCCUUUCCAUCCCCUGGUUUCCAUUCCUCUUCCCUGAUAAUCAUGCUCGAUUGACCAUGUCUCCCUUUUUGUAAGCUUGGCCUCUGGUUACCAGGCUUCACGUUGGAGCCUGAAUCCCCUUUUGGCAUGUGAUCACUGAGCCAGAGCCACUCUACUAUAUUAGGCCUUAAAUGAGACCGUAAAAAACAGUCUACAUUUCGGCUUGCAAGGUAGGACUCUUGAUACACAUUGUUGUCCCUUAAGUAGAUAGAUAAAAAAAAAACACCAUCUUGUUAUUACUGUUACGUAUAAAAGGUUUCUAAACCCAUCAGUGAAUAGAUUAUUUUUUUGAAAAUUUCUGUUUAACUUUUCUUCUCUUCAGAAUCAUCGAUGAGCUGAAACUUUGACACGUUCCAUACGUGGCCGCCUAAAAGCAUUGUAAUGUUAGAAUUGAAUUGAACAGCAGACACCAACUUUGUUCCUUUUUACUUAUUUCUUGUGCUGUCAUGUAUGCCCACUCACUAUUCUACCAUUUUGUGGAUUGUGCGUGGUGACAUCGUACUGACAUCGGUUGUCAAUCAUGCUUCCUAUCAUUAGUUUUGUGACUCAUAUCACUAUAUCUAGCUGUUGUAGCAUUUUUUUUUCAUGUGUUUUCUUUUUCAGAUUGGACUCUAAAGCUGUUACAACCUUGGCACUUCAUUUUCUAGUUAAUCGUUUGAUUAUUGUACUUUAUGUAUUGUCAAUCGGUUGCAAGACAUUCGCUGAAGUAUAUUUUUUCAGAAGCUUCAAGUGUGGUGUCAGCUGUCGAAUGGAGAAUGGGUUUUGGGGAAAUUACUGUCUUCUUCUGGAGGAGAAUCUCUUAUCAGUCUUCUUGAGGACAAAGUAAAUGUACUACAGAGAGUUUUUAUUUUGGGUUCUGUUUUUCUUUCCAUUCUAAUGUUUUUUGCUUUAUGUUUGGGAAAUUUAUUAAGGUUUUGCAUGUGAGUACUGAAGACCUAUUACCUGCAAAUCCUGAGAUUCUGGACGGAGUAGAUGACCUCAUGCAACUCAGCUACUUAAAUGAACCAUCUGUGCUGUACAAUCUUCAAUAUAGAUACUCUCAAGAUAUGAUAUAUGUAAGCUUUUUUUAAAACUAGCCUUUCCUCAGUUAAAAUAGGUCAAUAUUUUUCAAUUUUAAAAGCUUUCAAUGUUUGUAGACAAAAGCAGGGCCCAUUUUGGUCGCCAUCAAUCCAUUCAAGGACGUUCACCUGUAUGGGAACGAGUACAUCGAAGGUUACCGUUGCAAAUCCUUGGACAGUCCACAUGUUUAUGCCAUAGCUGAUACUGCGAUUCGUGAAAUGAUGAGAGGUGACAAUUUUCGUUUUUAUUAACAUUACCUUUCUGAUUUUUUCUAUUUCUAAUUUUAGUCUUCUUAAUUGCAGAUGAGGUUAAUCAGUCAAUUAUCAUAAGGUUUGUUUCUUGUUCUUUGUUAGCAUUGCUCAGUCAAUAAUGCCAUGUUUCUUUGUUGUUGUAAUUGAGGUUUUGAUUGUCUCUGAAAUUCAUCAAAGUCUCUUGAAACUGUUGUUGAAACCUUUCUCAUCAGAUAGAAUUUUGUUUUGGCACUUAUACGUGACAUACAUCCAUGUUCAUUUAAUUUGCUUCCUUUUAUUGUUAUGUAUUGAGGGUUUACCUUUCAUCUCUUAUGUCAAAUUUCUCCCUAUUUUUUCUUUCAAUUGAAGAGCUUAAGCUAUCUUAAUUAGGUGUUUUAAGACAUUUCUGAUAUAAGAGUUACCAUGUCUUUCAUGCCACUACAUGAAAUAUUUAAAUGUCUGGUAUUCUCUUCCUGUAUACAAUUGGCAUGAGGGCAUAAGUAAUAACUAAUUGAUAACUGAGAAAAUAUUGUUAUUGACUUUACUCUCAUUUUUUAUAAACUGUUGUUUCCAGCUAAACAGUUUUUUUUUGUAAACAUUUUAAUGAAUUUUUUUAUGUUAUAGAUUCAUUCACUUGAACUUUUUCAUGCCCUCAUCAAAUUUACAUGGUGUUGUUAUGCUAUAGAUAUUAUGGCUUUAUAUGCUGGGUUAUUAUCGUAUAUUUGAUGCAAUCUUACGUAAUAUUCCAUUUCUCUACAACCAAAGUUCCCGGUAUAAAGAGAUAAUAUGCCCGCAUAUUUGGGCUGAAUGAUGGAAAAGUAUAUUUUCCCAUGUAGAUAAAUUUCCUCUCACGACAAAACUAAUUCUUUUACCUUACUAAUUCUAGCUUCCUUCAUUUAGUGGUGAAAGUGGAGCUGGAAAAACUGAGACCGCAAAGAUAACAAUGCAGUAUUUGGCUGCUCUUGGAGGAGGUAGUGGAAUCGAGCAUGAGAUAUUGCAGACAAAUCCAAUACUUGAGGCAUUUGGAAAUGCAAAAACUGCAAGGAAUGAUAACUCCAGUCGAUUUGUAAGCACAAACGACUGUAUACAAUUUGAGAUUUUUGGCUGACACGAGUUUGGGAUUGAUAGUACUCUCUUUCAUCAGCAUGCGUAUACCCACUCCUCUUGUUUCUGAAUGCAGGGUAAACUGAUUGAAAUUCAUUUCAAUGUGGCUGGAAAAAUAUCUGGUGCCAAGAUUCAAACUUGUAAGAUUACUAUAGUAAAUUCCUCUGUGAAAUGUUUUACAACAAUAUCUUCUCAUGAUUAAUGUUCUUGAUUUUGCACUGGUCGCUGCUGUGAACCCUGGUCUUACCUCGCUGGCAGUUUUGCUUGAGAAGGUACUAUAUUCAUCAUGUUUUAUAGUGUUUGCGAACAUAACAGCACAUUUAUUUACUUACCAUAUCCUGGACAGUCAAGGGUAGUGCAAUGUGCAGACGGGGAACGGUCAUAUCAUAUAUUUUAUCAGCUGUGUUCUGGCGCUCCUAUCGCUCUUAAAGGUAUUAUGUGUGCUCCGUUCUGUUAAUAUACCCUCUGAAAUAAUCAUAUUUGCAAUACAAAUCUGUAUUUCUUGAGUGAAAAGAAAGCUUGGUAUUUUCUGACUUUAAUUUAUCUCUCGUAUAUCUGCUGUUUCACUUUUUUUUCAUGCUUAAGAAAGAUCCACUAUUUUUUUUCACCUCUUACAACUCGGUCAUUGUCUCUGUGCUCUUAUUCUGCUAAAACAUUUUUAGCUCUCUACUAUGCUGUUAGUUUUUUUCCCCCCCUCAACUCCCUUGAUUCCGUAAUAAUUUCUAUGCUCGUGGACGCAGAGAAAUUGAAUUUGAAAGCUGCCAGAGAGUACAAUUACCUACAGCAGAGUGAUUGUUUUUCUGUUUCUGGAACCAACGAUGCUGAAAGAUUUCACCUUCUUUUGGUUAUUUCCUGACCUGCUUUACUAAGAUUGUGGUUAUUCAGUCACCGAUUGUUCGGCUUACUAUCUUGUCUUUUUCCAGGAAGCUUUAGAUGUGGUUCACAUCAGCAAAGAGGAUCAGGACAAUGUUUUUGCCAUGCUUGCAUCAGUUUUGUGGCUAGGCAACGUUAACUUUGUCAUUAUUGACAAUGAAGAUCAUGUAGAUGUCAUGCAGGAUGAAGGUAGAACUGUUCCUUAGAACUUAAUAUCAAAAUAUAUAUUUUAUUUCUCAGAGGGCGGAAUAUAUAUCAAAAUGUAGAUGUCAUGCUGAUUUGAUAAAUCUUAGUGCUUUUACUUUUAUCAAGCUCAAAAUUAUCAAUAUCUCAAAUACCUCACUGGCACACAGCAUGAUGGAAAAUUCACAGAUAGCAUUUGGGACAUGGUAUGGUGCAUUUAAUAGUACAUCCUAAGAUAGCAUGCAUUUGGAUGUCAAGGCAAGUGGCUCCCUUCUCAACGAGAUAUCUCCUGCCUAAAAGGCAUAAAAAGUUAUCCAUAAAAAAUUGAUCAUGAAAAAUGGCAUAAAGCUUGUCUAGUUGAAAAAUAUCAAGUUUAAUGAUAAAACAAGUUCUUCUUGACUUGGUGUGGGAUAAAAUUCACAUGGAAUGAGGUGUAGAUAUUGGUAGAUUAUAAUUCCCUAUAUUAUUUUUGUCAAAAUUGGCUUCGCUUUGCCCUCAUUCAUUGUUUUGUAGGUAUCAUGGCAGUAGAUUAUUAUUUUGUCGUCUAUGCUUUUUGUCAAAACUAGUUUCGUCCUUUUUAAGGGUGACGUAUCAUGGUAUAGCAAGAGUACGCGAGCAUCUAGAUAUAACUUUCGUUACACUGCCGUGAUAACUUCGCUGACAAUCUGGUAUCUAUUUUAACUGUACUUAGCUUUCCACGACUGUUUGAUUUGCAGCUUUGAGUACUGUUGCUAGCCUGAUCGGGUGUGGCUUGGAAGAGCUUAAGUUAGCAUUAUGCAUUCGUAGAAUGAAAGUCGGGACUGAUGAUAUUGUUCAGAAACUUACUUUAUCACAGGUGCUGAAUUUUUCAAAGAAAAUACGUAUUAUUUUAUUUCUUAUUAUUUUGUGUGCUGAAUGUGAAACUUUGCUCAUUUCUGUCCCUUCAGGCUAUUGAUUCAAGAGAUGCACUAGCUAAGUCACUCUAUGCUAGUCUAUUUGAUUGGUUAGUGGAACGGAUCAAUAAAUCACUUGAAGUGGGCAAGUGUCGCACAGGCAGAUCUAUCAGCAUUCUUGAUAUUUAUGGCUUUGAAUUUUUUGAUGUAAUUAUCUUGUACUUCUUUUUGGCUUCGAAUAAAAAAGUUGAUUCUGACUUUACGUCACUUAUUACUAUUAUUUUCUUUUUUUGCAGAAGAAUAGUUUUGAACAGUUCUGCAUAAAUUAUGCUAAUGAAAGGCUGCAACAACAUUUUAAUCGGCAUCUGUUCAAACUGGAACAGGAGGUAGCUCGUUUACCACGAAGUAGAUGAAUAAUAGCAAGUCGGCAUUUCCCUCUCUGUAGCUAUUUUAAUUAUGAAAAUUUUGUAUCUUCUGUUUCUUUUUUUCUCCUAUUUUAGUCAAUGAAUGAGUCAACUAAUGACAGAUUUUAAAUAGAGGUCUUUGAAAAAAAUUCAUGCCCUUGAACAUGAUGAAAAUUUGAUUUGCGCUCUAGAGCAUCUGUGAAUAUUUAUUACUAUGUUAUAUCUUGAGACAAUUUUGAGGUUUGUUGGUCCAGCUUGCCUGUUCCACUGUGUGUAGAGUUCCCAUCCUAUAAAGUCCGGUGCAUAUGCUUGGAAAUUGCCAUUAGUAAUUUGCGAUGGAUGUCUGAUCUGAUUUAAGCACUAAAGCAAGCAUUUACAACUCCAAAAGCCGUUUUGAUAUGAACCAGCCCGGAACUGUAUCACCUUACAAGUCUGAAGUACUUUUGCAUGAUGAAACAUCUGGUGUAUUGAACAUAUGGAGACACAAUUACCUGCUGUUGAUCAUUCUUUCACAAUCUGCCUUGGUCCUUCCCAUAGAGAGCUUUGGGUGCUCCAUUUGCAUCCUCACUAUUCGAAAUAUUCCAUCGAUUAGUUUUUCUCUACUGCGACGAUACAAUAACUUUCACUUUUCUCAGGAAUAUAUUCAAGAUGGCAUCGAUUGGACAAGAGUGGACUUCGAGGACAAUCAGGCUUGUCUAAAUUUAUUUGAGAAGGUGUCUAUACUUCACAUCCUUAUUUUCAUCUAUUUAUUUGUGGAAACAUAAUAUCUGAUGAGCAUUUGAUCAACCGAGUUCCAUAUUGUCGUAUGGCACAUAGCAACGACUCAUAUAAAUGAUUUAUUAGGUUCUACAUAGUUGAGUUCCAUUGUUUAGCCUUCUGAAUGAUUCUCCGGAAUGUGCUGGGGACAAGUCAGUGCCUGUGCAGUAAUUUAUAACUUAAUCAGUGAGAAAAUCCAAAGUGUUGUAUAUUCUCCCUCUUUGGUAUGCACUCAUAACGUACGAUUCAUUGCCAACGAAUUAUCCUUUCUGAGAUUAGCUAGCCCGCGUCUGUUUAUCCCACGCAAACUUCUGAUUGCUCCCCAGAAUCCGUCAUUUCAUUUUCAUAUUAACCAUAUCCCCUUAUAUCUCCCCAGAAUCAAUUAUUUUGUGUAUUAUUUCUUCAUUCCUUUUGCUUAUUAGCUUAUACAGUACUCUCUUACCAAUGAUUUUUAUGCAGAAACCACUCGGAUUACUAUCGCUGUUGGAUGAGGAAUCCACUUUUCCGAAUGGCACAGAUUUGACUUUUGCAGACAAACUUAAGGAGCAUCUGAAUUCGAAUUCCUGCUUCAGAGCAGAAAGGGGGAAGGCUUUUGGCGUCAAUCACUAUGCUGGGGAGGUUGCUAUGUCGCCUCAUCCUAGUACCACACACACACAUACGCAUGUGCACGCACAGAUUGACAAACAUUGGUUCCAUUAGACUGAUGGAUUGUUCUGUUCUACUCAGGUGCUGUAUGACGCAUCUGGAUUUCUAGAAAAAAAUAGAGAUCUGCUGCAUAUGGAUUCUAUUCUGCUGCUUGCAUCUUCCACGUGCCAACUUCCUCAAAUAUUUGCAUCCAAAAUGCUCAGUCAGCCUGAUAAGCCUGGCUGCCAUCCCCAUAGAUCCAGUGGAGCAGAUUCUCAAAGGUUGAGCGUUGCGAUGAAGUUCAAGGUAAUUGCCCUCUAAAGUUCCUGACCAGAACCAACCAUGCCUUCAUCUUUGACUAGGGCGGGCAAACUACAUUUUUGUAGGGUCUGACAAUCUUCUUAUGUGCUCUUUAGGGUCAACUUUUCCAGCUGAUGAAGCGAUUGGAAAGCACCACUCCUCACUUCAUACGGUGCAUUAAACCCAAUAACAUGCAGCUCCCCGGAGCCUACGAGCAGACGCUCGUAGUGCAGCAGCUCCGGUGCUGCGGGGUUCUGGAGGUGGUUCGGAUUUCCAGGUCGGGCUUUCCGACCCGGUUGUCUCACCAGAAGUUUGCUAGAAGGUGACGACAUCUCCUCACUAUAUAUUCUUCUUCUGCUCCUCCGGAUGCCUCUACUCACUCGCCUUCUGAUGCUCUCCCCCUGCCACAUCGCAUCGUCAGGUACGGAUUCCUUCUCCGCCAGAGUGUCGCAUCACAAACCCCUCUCAGUGUCUCUAUCGCAAUUCUUCACCAGUUCAAUAUUCUGCCUGAAAUGUACCAAGUGGGUUACACCAAGCUAUUUUUCCGCACUGGACAGGUGAGCCUUCUAGCCGGUCCCCAUCCACACAUUCCUUCAUAGAUUCUUUCGUCGACUCCAACCCCUCCCCCCCCCCGCUGCUGAUGACAUCUGAUUAUCUCAUAGAUUGGCGUCCUCGAAGACACAAGAAAUCGCGUGCUUCAUGGCAUUCUGAGCUUCCAGAGCUGUUUCAGGGGCUACCGGGCUCGCUCCCGCCUGAAGGACUUGAGGAAGCGAGCCACAACCUUGCAGUCAUGUACUGAUCUUUCUCUCUCCGUUUCUUGCUCUCCUUCCGUCCGACAUAUAUAUCUUGAUUUGCAUGCUUUUGUUGCAGUCAUUCGGGGCGAGCAAGCGAGGCGGCGGUGUUCGGUCCUGGCGGCGGAGCACAGAGCCGCCAUCGUCAUACAGAGAGAGCUGAGGAGCUGGCUGGCGAGGAGACGCUUCCUGGAGCUGCGUGGAGCAGCGGUGGCCGUACAGUCAGGUGGGUGCACGCCAAAACUCUCUCCUUUGCUGCAUCGACAAUCCAGUAACCUCUUAUCGCCAUGAUCAGUGAUCCGAGGGCGGCUCGUCAGAGGACGUCCCGGGCCCUCCACCCCACCGCCCCCCAGGUCCGACCCUACUAAGAAGGUAAGCUUCCUCUCAAUAAUAUCUCGCCAGUGGUUUGGUUUUAGUUAUUUAAAAGGGGGUUUAAUUGGGGUGUUCUCAAGGUCUCCAUGAGGACCUCGCCGCCGCUGGGCGAGGUGGUGGUGGCGACGUCGGCCCUCACCGAGCUGCAGCGGCGAGUCACCAGAGCGGAGGCGGGUCUGAGAGAGAAAGAGGAGGAGAACGAGGUGCUCAACCAGAGGCUCCGCCAGUACGAGAGCAGGUGGUCCGAGUACGAGCAGAAGAUGCGGUCGAUGGAGGAAGUCUGGCAGAUGCAGAUGAAGUCCCUUCAGUCCAGCCUCUCCAUCGCCAAGCGCAGCCUCGCCGUCGACGACGCCUCGCGGCGGCGCUCCGACUCCUCGCCGGAGCAGAGCCUCGAUGGCGGCGGGAGCGGCGAGCGGGCGGCGCUGUCGCGGGUGUUGUCCAAGGACAUGGGCGUGGGGCUGAGCGUGAUCGGCCGCCUGGCGGAGGAGCUGGAGCAGCGAGCGCAGGUGUUCGCCGACGACGCGAAGCUCCUGGUGGAGGUCAAGUCCGGUCAGGUCGACGUUGACCUGAACCCCGACCGCGAGUUCCGGCGGCUGAAGUUGACUUUCGACUCCUGGAAGAAGGACUUCGGGCUGAGGCUCCGGGAGACCAAGGCCAUCCUCCAAAAACUCGGGAGCGAGGAGACUCCAAGUUCCGACAAAAGCAAGAAGAAAUGGUGGGGCAGGUGA